Scleropages formosus (Asian bonytongue) is the source of this 438-nucleotide messenger RNA. Its product is annotated as transcription factor HES-5-like. NCBI's taxonomy places the organism in Eukaryota, Metazoa, Chordata, Actinopteri, Osteoglossiformes, Osteoglossidae. The record is from RefSeq and is a predicted model, not a curated record. The coding region runs from base 1 to 438 and encodes 145 amino acids. The transcript has 2 exons. Gene Ontology annotation, molecular function: protein dimerization activity.
AUGGCGCCUCAAGUCGGGGCUGCGCACGUGCAGCUGCGGAAGCCGGUUGUGGAGAAGAUUCGCAGGGAUCGCAUCAACUCCAGCAUUGAGCAGCUGAGAGCUUUGCUUCGCAGACACGUGGAAGAGCAGCGGCUCGCCGUGAAACUGGAGAAAGCUGACAUCUUGGAGAUGGCCGUCAAGCUGCUGAAAGAGACGGUCAAGUCGAGUGGCGGCCUGGGCCCCGAGCACGCAUCAGCCCGGUACCCAGAGAAGCCCGUCAGAUCCGUCCCGCUGCCGGUUCCCCGGCUCUUGGCUGAACGAGGGCUCACCGAGAGUUCCGGAACAGGCCGGAGGACAGCAGCGCAGAAGGAAACUGCGAGGAGGAACCUCUCAAAGUCUGUCGCGGCAUCAGCGCAGUCGGGGCAGCCGUCCCAGGGGUCUCUGUGGAGACCAUGGUAG